AAUGUCAAAUUUUGUCAACCCAAGCCCAAGCUGCGUUUGUUUCAAUAAAGAAUAAAAUUAAAUUUAUAAAUAAAACUUUAAAAACUUAACGAAAAAUGGCUGAUAAGCCGCCAGAAGAAGGAUACAUAUCAGUAGUUGAUGAUGAACCGGAAAUAUUUGAACUGCUGAAGUGGGAUUCGUCGCAAACACACAAACAACAUGAGACAAACACUUUGGAAAAAGCAAAAACUCCAGAGAAAAAACUUUCCAAGGCAAAAGAGGAUGUCGAUCCGUUUGAUUUGAGUGAUCCCGCGUUUAUUGAAACUUAUCGUCUCUCUAAAGAUUUGGCGCGCGGACUUUGUGAGGAGUUAAAACCCGUUAUGCCGGACUCCACGAAAUCUAUUGAGUUUUCUGUUGAAUGUAAAGUUAUGGCAGCUCUAACAUUCUUUGCAUCAGGGAAGUACCAGAAGUCACUAGCUGGGAAGACGGACCCCAGUAUCACACAGUACUUUGUGUCUACAGCAGUAAUGCAAGUCACCGAGGCUAUGAACCAUCCAUCCAUUGUAAAGAAAUACAUACAUUUCCCACAUUUAAGGAAUGAGAGAGAUAUUAUCAAGACCAGUUUCUACAUGAAGUAUGGCAUGCCAAAUGUGGUUGGGUGCAUAGACUGUACACAUGUACCCAUCUCCCGCCCCGAGGAAGACCAUAAGAGGCAUUUCAAUAAAUCAUUCCAUUCCAAGAAAGUUCAGAUUAUCUGUGAUAGUGAUUUAAACAUUAUAAGUGUAGAAGGUAAACUUGGUGGGUCAUAUUCACAUGAUGCCAUCUUAAACCAACAUGCCGUCAGGAUAGAUCUGGAGAGCUUGAAUAACUCCGGAGAACAGUGCUGGCUUGUUGGUAGUGCUCAUUACUCUCAGAAGCCAUAUCUUAUGACACCGAUCCCCAAGAUAACAAAAAAAUCCCCCGUAUCUCCGGAGAAGUAUUACACAAACAUGCACAGUCAGACACAACAAGUUGUUACAGACACAAUAAAACAUUUAAAAUCAAGAUGGAAAUGUCUUCAAGCAACAUGUAACAAACAAUUUGACCCACAAACUGUCACAAAGUUGAUUGUAGCUUGUUGUGUUCUCCAUAAUAUUGCAAAUAGAAGAGGUCUUCCAGUUGUCCCGAUGACACCAGCUGAAGAAAGACUAGAAGCGAUGAAACAGAAAGUUGCGAACACACCAAUAUCGAGAAAACGUGUUGAAGAUCCAAUCGGAGUGCAAGCUCGUACUAUGUUACUCGAUAGAUUAUGGAAUGAACGUCGUAUAGCGCCUGAAUCUUGUAACAAUGGUCCUAAAAAGAGACAGAAGAAGGAUAAAGUGGUGGUGGAAACUAUGCCUCCAGUGAUGCCACAUCCUCAAAUGAUGCAGCCACAAAUGCAACAUGAUGAUCCGAGUAAGCGGCCGAGGAUUGUGAUGAAUAACCCCACAUACAGUUUUGGUAUGGCUCCUGGAUGGGGACACUAUCCACAACAUUAGGUGUUACAAGGUAGGCAGGAAUAUAGAAAUUUGUACAAUUAUUGCGCUGAGUUCAGUUUGUAAUAUUUGAGAAAAAUUCAUUAGAAGCAAUCCUGUGCUUUGUCUGAUAAUUGUGUGCCGGCAGCUUAAAUUUUGUCCUCUUCACCUCUCAACCCUAAUCUUAUAAUUAAGUGAUGGGAAGAGAGGUUGGAUUUGGCAGAAGAAGGGACCUAUAGGAAGGGAAACUUGUCUGUGUAUUAACAAAUCAGAUGUAUAUGGGCAAUCGUUACUUCGCUGUUUUGGCGAAUUUAAGUGGCCGUUUGCCUGUUUAUUAUAGAAAAAGAAAAUAAUUAAAUACUCAAUAAAUUCGGUAUUUACCUAAUUGUUCAGAGCUAAAAUUACUCAAUAUUAGUUUCUUAGGAAGUUGUAUUUUGUAAACUUUUACUUUCUAAGUAUUGAUAGAAAUAAUUGAAUAAUUAUGUAAGUUUGGGUGAUAAUUGGGAUCUCUAAAGCAAUAUAAUAAAGAGCGUCGGUGGCUCAGUGGUUAAAUCACUUGACUUGUAAUCUGCGGCUCUUGGGUUCAAAUCCCGACAA
Molecule: messenger RNA, 2069 nt
Organism: Papilio xuthus (Asian swallowtail)
Lineage: Eukaryota; Metazoa; Arthropoda; Insecta; Lepidoptera; Papilionidae
Product: putative nuclease HARBI1
Exons: 5
Coding region: 96-1496 (466 amino acids)
Source: RefSeq, a predicted model, not a curated record